AUGGGAAUUACCAGUACUAUUACUCAUCGCCUUCUCACUUUAUCUCGCUCCGGCUUGAUACUCAACCGCGGGCUCAAUGCGUGUAUCAUCCCCGCUUUCAUCGUUACCAGCCGAUCUGUAGCCUCUGCAGCCGCUGCAAAGCCCACCACAAAAACCGCAGAUGCCGCUACACCUAAGACCGCUCCAAAAUCAUCCGCGGGAGGAAGAACCAAAGCGACUGCCACCGCCGAGGCUGCUGGUAAAACAGGAUCAACUACUAAAAAGUCCGCAACACCCAAGGCGGCCGCUAAAAACCCAGUCAAGAAAGUAGCUGCGAAGAAGGAACUCACAGAUGAGCAGAAGAAGAAGCUCUUGAUCAAGCAGUUGAGGGAGAAGGCACUAAAUCCGCCGCCCAGGCCUGGUGGCAGUGGGUAUACUCUGUGGUUUGGGGAACAGAUGCACAAGGAGAAGACGUCAGCUGCCGUCCUCGCGGUUGAAUGGAAGGCCCUGCCGCAGGAUGUGAAAAUUCCCUACAUGAAAAGAGCUGAAGAACAAAAGCCUAUAAGAGACCAGGAAUACAAGAAGUGGGUCAAGAGCUUGUCACCCUUGGUUAUCCGCGAAGCCAACAAUGCACGUCGUCGUCUCAAAGGCCUUGGCGUCAGUUCAAAAGUUAGCCCAAUCCCAGAUGACAGACUUCCAAAAAGAAUUACAACACCGCUCUUCAUGUAUUUCCGGGAGCAGUAUGGAACUGGGAGAAAGUUUUUUGAUGCGACAGGGAAGCCCAGCAUCGUAGCUGCCAGAAAGGUAAUGGGAGAGGAAUAUGAGAAGCUUCCGGAGAGCGAGAAGAAGCGUUUCGAGGAUAUGGUUAAGAAGAACAAGGAAGACUACAUUUCCGCUAUGGCAAAGCUGGAGAAGCAAAGGAAAGUUUGA
Messenger RNA from Morchella sextelata, 909 nucleotides. RefSeq lists its product as uncharacterized. The transcript is spliced from 3 exons. The record is from RefSeq and is a predicted model, not a curated record. Bases 1 to 909 code for a protein of 302 amino acids. Lineage: Eukaryota; Fungi; Ascomycota; Pezizomycetes; Pezizales; Morchellaceae.